Dictyostelium purpureum is the source of this 579-nucleotide messenger RNA. RefSeq lists its product as uncharacterized. The transcript has 2 exons. The coding region runs from base 1 to 579 and encodes 192 amino acids. The record is from RefSeq and is a predicted model, not a curated record. NCBI's taxonomy places the organism in Eukaryota, Evosea, Eumycetozoa, Dictyosteliales, Dictyosteliaceae. Gene Ontology annotation, cellular component: cytoplasm; membrane.
AUGAAGGAAGUCAUCAAAAGAUUAUAUGCAUCCUAUUCCUCAAAAUAUAUUCAUUUAUUACAUACUAAACCCAUAAUUACAAAGGCGGCAACAUCGGGAACACUGUAUUUUUUAUCAGACUCAUUAGUACAAGGUAUUGAAAUUUUUAGUUAUAAAGAUAAAGAGGGGACAGAGAGACCGAAAUACAAAUUGGACCGUUCAUUAAGAAUGGCUGUAUUCGGAUUUUGUGUUACUGGACCAGUAUUUCAUUAUUGGUACAACUUAUUGGAUAAAUGGUAUCCCAAGAAAACAAGUCGUCAUAUUUAUAUUAAAAUGUUAAUAGAUCAGACAACUUGUGCUCCAAUAUUCAACGCAGUUUUCUUUACAGGUAUGGGAAUUUUAGAAGGCAAAAAUUUAGAUCAAAUUAAAGAGAAACUUAAAAAAGAUUGGUGGGAAACCUACAGAGCCGAUUGUAUGGUUUGGCCAAUUAUCAAUUUCUUAAAUUUUAAAUAUAUUUCAAAUCAUCACAGAGUGAACUUUAUGAACUGUGGUAAUAUUUUAUGGACUGCAUUUUUAGCAAAAAUGAAUUUUAGUCACUAA